This is a messenger RNA of Cyanistes caeruleus (blue tit), 608 nucleotides long. Lineage: Eukaryota; Metazoa; Chordata; Aves; Passeriformes; Paridae. The record is from RefSeq and is a predicted model, not a curated record.
UGUUUUUAUUGCACUACAUGUUUGGGAAACAAGACAAAAUGGACGUUAGAUGCAGUUCAGAGACUGAAGCUAACCGGGUCUCGAAGAACGGACAUAAAGAGGGCAAGGAAAGCAAAGGGUCUGAAGGAAAUAUUUCUACUUCUUUUUUGAAGGAUCAGCAAGGGACUUUUUCUGCCUCUGCAGCUACGGAAGGUUGUAAUAAAAGUAAAUCUAGUUCGGCUGAUCCGGACUAUUGCAGGAGGAUCCUAGUUAGAGAUGCCAAAGGUUCAAUCCGAGAGAUUAUUCUGCCUAAGGGGCUUGAUCUGGACCGUCCCAAGCGGACCCGCACCUCCUUCACGGCCGAGCAGCUCUACCGCCUGGAGAUGGAGUUUCAGCGCUGCCAGUACGUCGUGGGGCGGGAGCGCACCGAGCUCGCCCGCCAGCUCAAUCUCUCCGAGACUCAGGUAGCGCCUGAAGACUCAGCGAUUUGUAAGCACAAAGGUUUUGGGGCCCCACCUGUUGCCCCCGUUUACCCCCACACUCGCUGCACUACAGCCCCCGGUUUCCUUAACACCGAGCCCUUAAUACCAGUCAGGAAAUCCUCCAGCAACUUUUCUUUUUCACGGUAA